This is a messenger RNA of Gymnogyps californianus (California condor), 5873 nucleotides long. RefSeq names its product von Willebrand factor D and EGF domain-containing protein-like. Gene Ontology annotation, biological process: anatomical structure development. Gene Ontology annotation, molecular function: calcium ion binding; signaling receptor binding. Gene Ontology annotation, cellular component: extracellular region; cell surface. The transcript is spliced from 29 exons. Bases 155 to 5833 code for a protein of 1892 amino acids. NCBI's taxonomy places the organism in Eukaryota, Metazoa, Chordata, Aves, Accipitriformes, Cathartidae. The record is from RefSeq and is a predicted model, not a curated record.
CUCUGCAAGAGAGUGGAUUGAAAAGAAUGAAAGAAAGAAAAAAAAAAAAUUGAAACAGGCAGGCAGGCUGAUGGCUUUUCCUGCAAAGUUUAGUACUUCAAAAGUUGACUUCUAAGCAACAGCAGAUGCACGGACAAAACCUAUCUUGGACAAUAUGCAGCAGCCCUUUCCUUUCCAUCAGCAUCUCCAACUUGUUGCGUACCUCUGUUGGAUUCCCUUGUUGGCCAUUAGCACUGAGUCAGCUCCAUUAGCUCCCGAGUGCUUGCCGGAGGGACACCGCGUCCUCCGCAAUCCCUACCGCAGCACCAGGUUUGACUCACUGGAGCUGCAGCGAACGGCAGUUGAGGACCUGGUUUGUGACCACUCCUUGCCACCAGCAUGGUACCGUUUCAUGAUCAACAACAGGCCCGCAGAAAUGCCAACGAGAUGUGUCGAAAUGAAUAAAUGCGGGACGCAAGCUCCGGUGUGGCUGUCACUGAAGUCUGAAUCCCUGCCGGUUCCCGGUGAGAGCAAGCGGCUCACAGCCUGUGCUACCUGGCAGGUCUUCUUCGGGGGCACCAAGGACUGCUGCUUGUUUCGGAUACCCAUUGCUGUCAGGAACUGUGGCGAAUUCUUUGUGUAUCUCCUGCAGCCUACUCAAGGAUGCAUGGGCUACUGCGCGGAAGACAAACUCACAAGCCUGGCUUUGCAACCAGUGAUAACUCCCGAGCUUGUGCAAGGUCGCGUCCACCUGAAGUGCACCUACAGCCGCCCCUCCUCAAAGCCGCCGCUGCAGUACGUGGUGGUCUGGUCGCGCCUGUCCACCCCUGGCAAGAAAGAGCAGAUUCAGCGUGACACCACCCUGCAGUCGUUUUCCUACGUAGAGAUGAACGGCGUAAAUCUCAGAUUGGGAGACACGGUCUUUUGCACUGUCACCGCUUUCACGAGGGACACUCCUGAGCAGCAGUCGUUGCCUGAAGAGAGCAAAGGUUUCUAUGCCGGGAUUAAGUUUUUACCAGAAUCACUACAAAUUGCAGAAGACGGCAAAGAGCAUGUUUUGACCAUUCUGAGCACUGUACCCAUUGCCUGUCCUGGGCAUGACGAUUCCUGUAAAAUCACUUUGCAGCUAAGUACUGAGGAUUUGGAUAGCCAAUUACUGGGGCCCCCAAACAUCGCCCUUUCGGCAUGCCAGGUGGAUCUGCUGCGGGCGCCCUGCUCGGAAAGCAGCUGUGCAGCAGCCGCGCUGACAGUGACAGCCGUGACAGACUUUGCUCAGGAUGGGAACCGCAUCAGCCGCAUCAGAGCUGAGCCAGUCGGAUGGAGGGAUUUGCUUUGGAGGGCUUACACACCCAAGGACGUGAAGGUCACAGUUCGAGACCUCCCAACAGGGAACUGCUACUCUUUCACUGAUCCACACAUUAUCACAUUUGAUGGAUGGCGCUACGAUAACUAUAAAAUCGGCACCUUCCUUUUAUGCCGGAGCAUGUCGCGGGCGUUUGAAGUGCAUGUUCGGCAGUGGGAUUGUGGAGGCCACCGCUCCGCCACCGCCUGCAAUUGCGGCGUAGCUGCGCGAGAGGGGGGUGACACCGUGGUGCUGGACACCUGCAAUGGCCAUUUUCGGGAGAGCAGACCCCAGCUAGCUGUCAAAAGCACCGAGGCAUCGCCACAUGUCAAAAUCCUAAAGUCCUACGGAGGGAGAAAAAUAACAAUCCUGUUCCCUUCGGGAGCGUUUGUUCGAGCCGACGUGAGCGAGUGGGGAAUGGGUCUGACGGUGAGGACGCUGGGCAGCGACUUCAACAGCACCAGAGGUUUGUGUGGCCUCUUUGACGGGAUCGGUCACAACGACCUGAGCAAUGUGCCUGAGGAAGACUUCAUAGAGGAGUGGAGAAUACCUCCAGGGAAGAGUUUAUUUGACAAGACUCCAGCACCUUCUGAGGGGAAGCAAAGGAAAAACUACUGCAGAUGUCAGGAGAGCACUAAGUCCGUUCCCGUGGUAAACACACUGAAUGCCUUUCAGACUCCUUUCCCUCAGUCCUCUGGUUGCCAUUAUGAUCAUGUGGAUUACACCUCUGCAAUCCCGUAUCUAGAUGUUACGUCAGAGUUUAUCACUUCCUCAGAAAUAGAGUCUACUUUAAGAAAAGAUGAGAAACUGUUGACCAAGUCUUUUGAUCAAAGAUAUUUGCCUAAAUCAGUCCAAAAGCGAGGUAGCCCUGAGGACCGAUUAAAACCCCUCGCACACAAUGUUUCCAUGAAAAGCAGCAGUUCCGUUAACUCUACCAAACCAACAGAAGACCUAAGGAGAGCAAAAAGGCAAGAAGACUAUUAUGAAUACUCAUCCUUUCACCCAUUGCAUGGCCCAAGCCAGAGGGACUCAGAGAGCUUUGCAUAUUUUUUCCCAGAGGAUUACUUUGAAGGGAUUCGGAUGAAAUUUCCACUGGCAUGGCCCACUCCCAAUGGCCUAACUGCCACCAAAGCUCGGGAGAUUUGCCACCAAAUUCUUGCAAAUUCCACCAUAGGCUUAGUGUGUAAAGGUCUCCUUGGAAAACAGAUGGAUGAGGCAAUUGAUAUAUGCCUUUUAGAUCUGCAGCUCAAAGAUGACGUGGCUUGGGUGAGGGCACUGAUAGCCCUUUUGGAAAAUGAAUGUGAAAGAAGAGUACUAGGAAACAGAAACAGAGUAUUUCAUGUAGGAAACCAGCCAUCUGCUACCCAGGAGGAAAUCCUCACUGUUCUCCGGUGUCCUGCUUUCUGUAACGGCAAUGGACACUGUACUGAACUGGGCUGCCAGUGCUUUGAAGACCACAGCUCCUACGAUUGUAGCGUUGCCAAAAAGCAAGCUUUGGAAAUCACAGGCUUAGAGAACGGGGGCCUCUGCGACGUCCGUGCCUCUGACUGCACCAGGAUCCGGGUGUUUGGCCUCGGCUUCAAAGAGUCGCCCAACCUGCACUGUGAGGUCACCAGAUUAAUUCAUCUCAAUGGCGAAUGGAUAUCAAGAGAACAAGAAACCACAAAAGCAGAUUUUCUCAGCUCUGAGGCUGUUGACUGCCAAAUUCCUCUCCUGAACAUUACAGAGACAGAGGCUGUGCACUUUGUGGCCGGUGAUGAGCCGUUCGCAAGAUGGCAAGUGAAAAUCACUAACGAUGGCUUCCAGUACAGUAAUUCCAGAGUGCUGACCCUGUACGAUGCGGUCUGCCAGGCCUGCCAAUUCCAUCCAACCGGACUUUGUAAAUUAAAGGAAAAUACUUGUAAUAUAGAUGGACUUUGCUAUGGUGAAGGAGAGUCAAGCCCUACCAGUCCUUGUCUUCUCUGUGAACCUGACAUUUCUAAGUUCACCUGGUCUAUUAAUGAAAACAACCUGCCUCCUGUGUUCCAGGCCCCCUCCAGCCAGCUGCUGACAUUUAUUGGUGAGAAUUUUGUUUACCAGUUAAUAGCAGUGGAUCCGGAAGGGUCAGCUGUGCUAUUCAUCUUAGAGGCUGGGCCACAGGAUGCCAGGCUCUCUCCUGCUGGCCUUCUUAUCUGGAAAGUUGAUUCAGAAGAAAUGCAGACCUUUGAAUUCACUGUGUCGGAUGAAUGCAACGCACAGCGCAGAUACUCUAUUGAGGUUGGAGUGAAGCCCUGCAGCUGCCUCAAUGGUGGAACAUGUGUUACCAAUAUUAAAUUCCCUCCAGGCCUUGGUGAAUACCUGUGCUUAUGUCCAAAUGGAUUUGACGGAGAGUUUUGCCAGGAAGAUAUUAAUGACUGCAAAUCAAAUCCCUGUGGCAGCGGAACAUGCGUGGACAGUGUGGAUAGCUACUUUUGUAAAUGUCCCCCUGGUUUGGGAGGGCUUACUUGUCAGGAAGACAGGAAUGAAUGUGAAGAGAGUCUCUGUUUUCCUGGAGUGUCUUGUAUGAAUACCUUUGGAUCAUAUGCAUGUGGAAUUUGCCCCAGUGGGAUGGAGGGAAAUGGUAAAACUUGCAAAUCUGUGCUUGCUGCUGACAUUACAAAAGCUUUAAGCAUUGAAAAAGGCAAUGGCAAAGGUGAUUUGAACAAGACCAAGGUUAAGCAGCUGCUGCAACCCUUAGAGGCAAAGGAUUCUCCUGUAAUUAAGAAUUUUAACAUAAGUGAUAGACGUGGCCAUGCAGCACCACUGUCACAUAUGACUACCUGUGCCAACAGGCCGUGUUUUCCUGGAGUGCUAUGUUUUGAGCGGAAACCCCCUUACAUUGGAUACGUCUGUGGCCGAUGUCCAGCAGGGUUUUUUGGAAAUGGUCGAAUCUGUACCAAAGUCCCCCGACCAGUUUCAAGAUCUCCCCAAAGCCAUGUGGAUUUUGCUGGAAGAAAUAUUGAAGAUGCUAGAGGCUCUCACCAAGAAAACAUUUUAAAGACAUCAAGAAACGUAUAUUCCCUUCUUUCCCAAACCCAAAUUCCAAGACAAGAAACUAUUUACCUUUUGGAAAGAAACUCCACAGUCAUUAACACUCCAACCCUUACAAUGAAAAGGAAGACUUCCCAAGCUCACAUAUCAUCAGCAAAAAAACCUGAUAUGGAGUCCACAGCACCUGAGAAACAAUCUUUUGUUGAAAAGAGAAGUGAUGCACAUACUUUCCUUCUGCAUGAGGAGCCAGACCGCAGAGCCACAACUGUCAGUGUGACACCCCAUACCCCUCUCCAUUAUAAACAACACAAACCAGGUACAACACGGACUGUUCCUUCUCAUCGCAACACAAAUGCAAGUUCAUUCUUUGCAAGGCCACAUGCUGUUCAGCAAACUCGUUCCAAGCACGGCUAUUCUCCAAGGAAAUGGCCCGGUCGAGUCGCAGUCUUGAAGACUAAACCAUCCCAAGAUUUCCCAAUAGAGCAGCAGAGAGCAUCUCCUUUGGCAACAUGCCUCACCUCCCCCUUCCAUUUAAUAGAUUCUUCCCUUGAUACAGCUCCCCGGAGUGCUAGCGUCCCAGCAGGGUCUGCUCCCCAAGCAAGGCUUCCAGCACAGACCACAGCAGCCAGAAAGGCAUACAACACAGCGAUGGAUCAUGUGGAACUGCCAAAAACCAGCAGCAGGAUGCAUCAGAAAGUCAUUUGUGCUAAUAUGCCGUGCUUUACUGGUGUGCAGUGCGAGCCGGCUGAAGAUGGAGGAUUUAAAUGUGGGCCUUGUCCCACUGGAUACAGCGGUGAUGGAAUUACAUGUGAAGUGCAGUGUGAUCCACCAUGUGAGCAUGGAGGAACUUGUCUAUCUCAAAACACUUGUUCUUGUGCUUAUGGAUUUGUUGGUCCUCGAUGUGAAACAAUGGUGUGUAACAGACACUGUCACAACGGCGGGGUCUGUGUGUCACCGGAUGAGUGCAAAUGCAGAAAUGGAUGGAGCAGCCCUUCUUGCGAAACAGCUGUGUGCAAUCCUGUGUGCUUGAAUGGAGGAAUCUGUGUACGGCCAAACAUGUGUACAUGUCCUUAUGGUUUCUACGGGCCACAGUGCCAGAGAGCUGUUUGCAUUCCCCCUUGUAAGAACGGUGGUCACUGUGUUCGAACCAAUGUGUGCUCCUGUACCGAGGGCUACACUGGAAGAAGGUGUCAGAAAAGUGUCUGUGAUCCCAUGUGCAUGAACGGAGGGAAAUGUGUGCGCCCAAAUGUCUGUGACUGUCCAUCUGGUUGGAGGGGAAAGCACUGUAAUAAAUCUGUUUGCCUGCAGAAAUGUCUGAACGGUGGAGAAUGUAUAGGUCCAAACAUCUGCGAGUGCUCUGGAGGAUGGGUAGGAACGCUGUGCCAGACCCCACUUUGUGAGCAGAAAUGUCUAUUUGGAAGCAGAUGUAUAAGACCAAAUGUCUGUGCUUGCAGAAGUGGCUAUACUGGUUCAGCAUGUGAAAAGAAGCUCCCAAUAGGAUGAAGAUAACAUAACAGCAGGACAAUGAAGACAAUCAUUUGGG